AUGCCGCCAGGCCAUACGCCGCCUGCCAGUGCGAGUGAUAUCAGUGGGCAGGCACCGCUCUCAGGGCACACAGCUGCUAGUAAAGGACUGCGCGGAAAAGAUUUCCCGAUACUGCCCGUGGUGCUGCUGGACGAGCGCGGCCGCACGGUGACGUCAGAGCAGCUGGCGCAGCUCAUUGCUGACUGCGCUGAUGCGUCGCACCGCUCGCUGACAUUCGUGGUGGGGGGUCCUUACGGCCACGGGUCACAGGUGACAGCUCGGGCCAACAGCAGCAUUCGCCUGUCCUCGCUGGUGCUCAACCACGAGGUGGCACUUGUGGUGCUGGCAGAGCAGCUGUACCGGGCCAACAGCGGUGUGCGCCUCUCCUCUCUCCUCAACAGCAGCGGGGGGGGGGGGGGGGGGGGGGGGGGAGGGGGGGGGGGGGGGGUUGUGCGUAGGGAGAGGGGCGGGGUAGGAGGGGGGUGGAGCGUGUGUGUAUGUGAUGGAGCCGAUGGAGCCGACAGCAGCGUGCGUGCCUUGAUGCUCAUCACAUCACAGUUCCUCACUCCCCCUGGUGUGCUGUGCUGGCUGGCAGGGCAUGGACCAUUCUCAAGGGCGAGAAGUACCACCACUGACCAACACCCACCCACUCGUCCAACUGCUCCGCUGCUCACUCGAAGCCACUCCAGCACUGUCGGGCAGCUAAGGAUGUGGCCAUCACAGCAGGCAGGGAAGCGAGCAUGGGAGGCAUGUGGAGCAUACGGUAUGGUGGUGUAUGUUCUGCACACUGCUCCGCCGAACAAGCAAACUCACUGGGCUGCUUAA
Molecule: messenger RNA, 804 nt
Organism: Closterium sp. Naga37s-1
Lineage: Eukaryota; Viridiplantae; Streptophyta; Zygnematophyceae; Desmidiales; Closteriaceae
Source: the annotation of a GenBank genome assembly